AUGGUUCUUUAUUUUGAGAAUAAACAUAAUUUCAACUUUGAUUUUGAAACAACAAGUUUGGCAUAUUUCAAUAGAUAUCCAAAUCCAUAUUCAAAACAUGUAUUGUCAAUAGAUACAAUAGAAUCAUUUGUGGAUUCCAAAGGUCAAUUAAAUACAACUAGAUUGAUUGUUAAAACAGGUAGAUUACCUAAUUUUAUUAAACCUUUCUUGGGGAAUAAUUUGAAUUCUUGGAUUAUUGAAAAAUCUGUAAUUGAUCCAAAUAAAAAAGUUUUAUAUUCAUAUACUUCAAAUCUUGAUCAUAGGAAAUUUAUUCGAGUAGAAGAAUUUUUAAAAUAUAAAAGUACUGGAUUAGAAGUGACUAGUUUGGAAAGUAAAGUUAAAUUUAGUUCGAAUUUGUUUGGAUUUAAAGAAAAAAUUGAAAAAUGGAGUCAUAAUCGAUUUUCUACAAAUAUGGAAAAAUCAAAAUUAGGAUUACAAUUUGCUAUGAUGAGAUUAAAAGAAAAAGGUGGAUUAUUUUCAAAGGAUAAAGUAGUUCAAUAUGUUGAUUAA
This is a messenger RNA of Candida tropicalis MYA-3404, 549 nucleotides long. RefSeq lists its product as uncharacterized. The coding region runs from base 1 to 549 and encodes 182 amino acids. The transcript has a single exon. The record is from RefSeq and is a predicted model, not a curated record. Gene Ontology annotation, cellular component: mitochondrial intermembrane space. NCBI's taxonomy places the organism in Eukaryota, Fungi, Ascomycota, Pichiomycetes, Serinales, Debaryomycetaceae. Gene Ontology annotation, molecular function: phosphatidic acid transfer activity. Gene Ontology annotation, biological process: phospholipid transport.